Molecule: messenger RNA, 1707 nt
Organism: Ctenocephalides felis (cat flea)
Lineage: Eukaryota; Metazoa; Arthropoda; Insecta; Siphonaptera; Pulicidae
Product: glycine-rich cell wall structural protein 1.8-like
Exons: 4
Coding region: 1-1707 (568 amino acids)
Source: RefSeq, a predicted model, not a curated record
AUGGAUAAUGUAAUAUCAUGGGAUCCUACGGUCGGUCAGCCCGAGACCCUCGAAGCACCUUUUACUUAUAUAAAAUAUAAUUGGUACAAGUUUUGUGUGGCUCUGCUUGCUACGUUUGGUUUUGCGCAUGCAACCUUCGGCAAGGAACAUGUCCACAUACGAGUGCAUAUAAAGGAACCAGUUCAUAAAGAAGAACACCACAAAGAAGUAAUCAUUCAUGACCAUGGUGGCGGUGGUGGAGGUGGCCACGGUGAUUUUGGCGGUGGCUUUGGCGGCGGGGGUCAUGGAGGCGGUGGUGGUGGCCACGGCGAUUUUGGAGGUGGCUUUGGCGGCGGCGGUUAUGGAGGAGGCCAUGGCGGCGGAGGAGGACACGGAGGUGGUGGCGGCGGACCCACUAUAAUCAUAGAACAACAUGAUGGUGGUGGUGGGGGCGGCGGCCAUGGCGGAUUCGGCGGUGGAUUUGGAGGAGGCCAUGGUGGAGGUGGUUACGGAGGCGGCGGCGGUGGCCACGAUGAUCAUCAUGGUGGCGGAGGAGGAUUUGGCGGAGGAUUUGGAGGAGGCCACGGAGGCGGUGGUGGUGGAGGCCAUGGCGGUGGCGGUCACCAUGGUCCGGGAUUAGCGGAAACAUUAAUUGGAGGUUUUCUAAGCGGCGGAGGCCACGGCGGAGGCGGCCAUGGAGGUGGUGGCCACGGCGGUGGUCACGGCGGAGACUUUGGCGGUUACGGUGGUGGUGGCGGCCACGAUGAUCAUCAUGGCGGCGGCGGAGGUGGCUUUGGAGGAGGAUUUGGGGGUGGUUUUGGAGGAGGUGGCGGCCACGAUGAUCACCACGGAGGUGGUGGCGGAUAUGGAGGCGGCGGAGGCUUUGGAGGUGGCUUUGGCGGUGGUGGCGGAGGGCAUGAUGACCACCACGGAUGGUUGGAUUUGGAGGAGGAGGUUUUGGCGGUGGCGGCGGUCACGACGAUCACCACGGAGGUGGAGGAGGAUACGGCGGCGGCGGUGGCUUCUCAGGUAUCUUUGGCGGCGGUGGCGGACAUGGUGAUCAUCACGGAGGAGGAGGAGGAGGUGGAUUUGGAGGAGGUCACGGAGGUGGCGAUCACCACGGAGGAGGAGGUGGAUAUGGAGGCGGCGGAGGAUUUGGCGGUGGACACGAUGAUCACCAUGGCGGAGGAGGUGGCGGCUUCGGCGGUGGUUUUGGAGGCGGCCACGGUGGCGGAGGCGGUGGUUAUGGAGGAGGACACGGGCGGCGGCGGCGGCGGUGGUCACGAUGAUCACCACGGAGGUGGUGGCGGCUAUGGAGGAGGAGGUUUUGGAGGCGGAUUUGGUGGUGGACAUGACGAUCACCACGGUGGUGGUGGAGGAGGAUUUGGCGGCGGUUUCGGAGGCGGCCACGGUGGGGGAGGUGGUGGUUAUGGUGGCGGUGGACACGAUGACCAUCACGGAGGAGGUGGCGGAGGAGGUUUCGGCGGCGGACACGGCGGAGGCUCCGACAGUUAUUCUGGAGUAGAUAGCUAUAGUGUAACUAGUCACGGAAGCUUUGGCGGCGGCGGUGGUGGAGGCCAUCACGGAGGCGGCGGUGGAUUCGGUGGUGGCCACGGAGGUGGUGGUGGCCACGGAGGCGGUAGCGGACAUGGUGGUGGUGGCCACGGAGGUGACAGCUACCUGAAUGGUGCUUCCGGUGGAUUUUCACCUAGCGGCCCAUAUCAUUAA